Molecule: messenger RNA, 1057 nt
Organism: Anastrepha ludens (Mexican fruit fly)
Lineage: Eukaryota; Metazoa; Arthropoda; Insecta; Diptera; Tephritidae
Gene: Pex11ab
Product: peroxisomal membrane protein 11B
Exons: 4
Coding region: 109-852 (247 amino acids)
Biological process (GO): regulation of peroxisome size; peroxisome fission
Cellular component (GO): peroxisomal membrane
Source: RefSeq, a predicted model, not a curated record
GUUUCCCUUUUUCACCAUACCGAUAUUCCGUCACAUUUGACACAAAACAACAAAAACGUAACAGGUGAUAGUCUAUAUGUGCAGCCAUACAAAGAAGACAGUGAAACAAUGAAUUUGGACAAAUGGGUGCAGUUGAAUAGCCAGACAGCAGGCCGUGACAAGGUUGCUCGCCUUAUCCAAUAUACUUCACGCGCAUUAUGGGACUUAUUGGAGAACGCCGAUAUGAGUCCAGCAUUGGCCGACAGCUUCAAAACAGUGGAGUACAUACUCAGCACAUUCCGAAAACUACUACGUUUCGGACGCUGUGUUGACAUAUUCUAUUCUUCGCUGCGUACUAUACACUAUCCGGAUUUAACGAUACGUGUCACACUGACGUUGAGCAAGUUAUCGCAAUCUUUGUUUCUGCUUGCCGAUCAUUUCAUGUGGCUAGCGCGCACUGGUCUCUUCAAGGAUAUAAACUCGAAGCGUUGGGGUAAAUUUGCGAACAAGUAUUGGUUGCUGUCGAUCAUAAUGAAUUUAUGUCGUGAUGUGUAUGAAAUAUUUCGAUUGCUCGACUUGCGUAAGGCAAGCGUUAAAAGUGGUAUAACCCGCGUAAGUGAUUCAAAAUCACCCUUAAGGGUCACUUCACUGCGUGACUUUAAUCGAUUAGCAUUACAUUCGUUUGCGUUAAUUUUGAUACACAAGGAUGUGGCUGUAGAUACGAUAAAAAACCUAUGUGAUCUGUUUAUUCCACUUACGGGGCUGGGCUAUACAAAACUUUCACCGCGCACAAUUGGAUUGUUGGGUGCCAUUUCAUCUGCAGCCGGUUUAUGGGCAUUAUUGGAACCAACAGCCAAACUGACGCCAGUAUAAAAAUGAGUUUAAUUAUCGCUUGCGGUUAGUAUUAAAGUGCAAAUAAUAUUUGUUCUUGUAUUUCGCUUGAGCAACGCCUAACCGUAGAAUUAAAUAUUAGACGUGUUUUUUUUUUAUUACAACUCGCUGAGCGAAUAACUUUGAAUAAUCUAACAUGUAUUCAGUUAACGCUGUUGCCAAUAAAAUCUAUUAAUCUUAAAAAUAU